AUGCAGCCCCCUCAAAACGGCAGCGCGGCAAAUACGCCACUUUUGGGUAAACCAGGCAACAGCAAAAAGAAUAUUGCUCGUCGCUACAAAGCAUGGCGAAAAUACCUACAUGCGGAUAUCGACCCAGCGCAUGCGACAGGUCCGCUGGCUGCAUUUUGCUUCAUGACCGGGUUCAUCGACGCCAUUUCUUUCACUGCGGCAUUUGUCUGGUGUGGUUUCCAGACUGGCAAUUUUGCACAGCUUGCCCUUGCUGUUGGUCGCAUUCUCUCCACCCCUAACGAGCGCGGCUUGCAUCCCGCCGACAUUCUUGCCUUGACCUCCUUACUCUCCUUCAAUGUUGGCGCAUUCGCUGGUGGGCGGAUUGGCGACCGUAUUGGGCCCCAUACCCGAGCCUGGCUUUCUGGUGGAACUCUUAUCCAGGCGAUUUUGACGCUCAUUGCCGCGGCUUGCAUUUAUGCUAGUGGAGAAGAAAGCAUAUCGACCGGUCGCGGAGUCCCGGCAUGGAACAGUGCUCUGUCAAGCAUCGCAAUGGGGCUGAUGGCUGCGAGUCUGGGCAUCCAGGGCGUUAUCGGAAAGCGAAUAACCUCAAAUUUCAGCACAACAGUUGUGUUAACCGCACUUUGGAUCGAGUUUGUUUCAGACCCGAAGUUUCUCAAAAGCCCGAUGAAGCGCAUGGUCAAUCGCGACAAUCGUAUCAUGGCGCUUUUCGUCUUGUUUGCUGGUGCUGUUCUUGCGCGAGUAGCGUUGCUUUAUGUUGAGGCGGUGGGAGCCCUACUGUUUGCUGCUGUCCUUCGCGUGGCCAUUGCUUCGUGGUGGUUGACUGUGAAGGGAAAAUUCGACGAUCGCGAGACAGAUGAUGAGGUAUCAGAAAACGAGCAGGAGGAGCAAAGGUAUGGUGCAGUUGCGUAG
Messenger RNA from Mycena indigotica, 909 nucleotides. RefSeq lists its product as uncharacterized. NCBI's taxonomy places the organism in Eukaryota, Fungi, Basidiomycota, Agaricomycetes, Agaricales, Mycenaceae. The transcript is spliced from 4 exons. The record is from RefSeq and is a predicted model, not a curated record. The coding region runs from base 1 to 909 and encodes 302 amino acids.